AUGUCUACCAAGAUGAGAAUCCAUGGUCACAAGAUUGAAGACAAUGAAGUCGUGGAGAAAAUCAUGAGAUCAAUGGCUCCCAAGUUCGACUACGUGGUCUGCUCCAUUGAGUCAAAUGACAUAGAGGAUAUGUCAAUUGAUGAGCUACAAAGCUCCUUGCUAGUUCAUAAGCAGAAGCUCAACCGUGGAGGCUCCCAAGAGCAAGCUUUGAAGGCUUCCACCUUCACUGAAUCUUCAAGCAAAGGCAAAAAGCAGUUUGACAAAUCACAGGUUGAAUGUUACAGAUGUGGUAACUAUGGGCACUGCAUAAAUGAGUGCUACACCAAGCUUCCUAAGGAGAAGGGAGAGAAGUUAAAUUUCAUUGAGAAAAAUGGGGAAGAAACAUUGCUGAUGGCGUUUCAUGUCAUGGAGAAUUUUGACCAAGAAACUUGGCAUAUGGAUACUAGUUGCAGCAAUCACAUGAGUGGGUAUAAACCAUCCUUUGUUAAUUUGGAUGAAAGCUUUCAUACAACUGUAAGCUCUGGAGACAAGUCAACAGUGAACGUGAUGGGAAAAGGAGAGAUUCAAAUCAAGACUAGAAAUGAUUUCAUUGAGACAAUUUCAAAUGUCUUUUUCAUUCCUAAUUUGAAAACAAACCUUUUAAGCGCUGGACAGCUUCAAGAUAAAGGGUAUAAGAUCACCAUAUUUCAAGGAAAAUGUGAAAUAUAUGAUCCAAAGAGAGACUCCAUAGCUGUGGUGAAGAUGUCACCAAACAGGCUGUUCCUGUUAAAGCUUAAGAGUGUAAAUACCUGUAUGGUUGCAAAGGAAAAUGAUGAAACAUGGCUGUGGCAUCACAGGUUUGGUCACUUGCACUUCAAUGGAAUAAGAACACUUUAUGAGAAGAAGAUGGUGAUUGGUUUGCCUAAAAUCAUAAUCCAAACUAAGGUCUGUGAGGAGUGUGUCAUAGCAAAGUAG
Malus domestica (apple) is the source of this 954-nucleotide messenger RNA. The record is from RefSeq and is a predicted model, not a curated record. NCBI's taxonomy places the organism in Eukaryota, Viridiplantae, Streptophyta, Magnoliopsida, Rosales, Rosaceae.